This is a messenger RNA of Mastomys coucha (southern multimammate mouse), 1836 nucleotides long. Its product is annotated as interferon-induced protein 44-like. The transcript is spliced from 9 exons. Lineage: Eukaryota; Metazoa; Chordata; Mammalia; Rodentia; Muridae. The record is from RefSeq and is a predicted model, not a curated record. Bases 240 to 1508 code for a protein of 422 amino acids.
AAACAGUGGAAAAGUUUCUUUUUUCAUUUUCUGCAGGCUUGACCACUGAGACAGAAGCUGCCCUCUUCACACAGGCUUGGCCACUGAGACAGAAGCUGCCCUUUUCACACAGGUUUACCUCUCGUUCAUUAAUUUCCUGUGUUCUUUGAGACAAUCAGAGUAAACGAGGGCUUUGUGUGUGUCUGUCUAGACUCCAGUGUUUUGAGAGGACGGUGCUGGCUUUCCCACUAGACUGAAGUAUGGCCAUGAGAACUCGUUUGAGAUGGCAGCAAGAAAAAUGUCUGCAGAAUUAUUUCGGAGGAAAACAGCUUUGCCUUCUUUACAAGGCAAGUGUGCAGAAGUUUGAUGAUCGGAAUUUGCUCUGGAUAUGUGAGAAUCAAGGUCCUACCAUGGUAGUGGUUUACGGUGAAAACCGUGUUAUUGGCAUGUACCUGCAAGAGGGCUUCCAAGAAAAAGGAGCUUCUAUAACCGUUUUUGCACUCCAACAGACUGGAUUUUCACUAUGUGAAAUAGGACGAGAUUCACCAUACUUAUUAUUUGUUGAUAGAAAUACUUCUGAUUUCUGUAUAAUGUUAAAUAGCAAAGCUGUGAUUAUAAGUGCAGCAAUCCGUAAAAAGCUUCGACUGCCUGUUCAAAAUAGCAUCACAUCUAUUCAGGAGUGCGAAGCGUUUCGAUGUGAUGAGUUAUUGGAUGAAAGAAAGACAAGUGGCAUUGCUGCGUUACAGAGCAAUUUACUGCAUGCCCUGAGAAACUACAAGCCAUAUGGAGACCUGGUUGAGCAAACACGAGUACUACUGUUGGGUCCUAUUGGAGCUGGGAAGUCUAGCUUUGUCAACUCAGUCAAGUCUGUGUUCAAGGGCAGCAUCACACACCAGGCCUUGGUGGGCUGUGAUGAAAAUGGAAUAUCUGACAAGUAUAGGACAUAUUCCAUCUUUCCCAAGGAUGACAGUGGCCCCCUGCCAUUUGUCCUAUGUGACUCGCUGGGGCUGGGUGAGAACGCUGGCUUGCACACAGAUGAGGUAUACCACAUCUUAAAGGGCCACACUCCUGACAAAUACCAGUUCAAUUCCAUGAAACCAAUCAUAUCAAGCCAUCCAAACUAUAUCCGUGACCCACUGCUGAAGGACAGAAUUCACUGUGUGGUGUUUGUGUUUGAUAUCAAUUCCUUUGGACUGCUCUCUUGUGAGCUAGUGGAAAAGAUCAAGCAAAUUCGAAGAGACUUGAUAAAGCAUGGCAUUCCCCAUUUGGCUUUGCUUACACAAGUCGAUAGCCUGGAUCAGAUUACAAAAGGAGACCUGGUAGACAUAUACAACCAUAGUCCUGUGAAGUCCGAGCUGGAAGCAUUCCAUAGACUCUUUGGUUUUGCCUUAUCUGACAUCUUGGUGGUGAGUAAUUAUGUCUCAGAGUGGCAGCUGGACCCAGUGAAGGAUAUGCUGAUCCUCUCAGCACUGAAAGAGAUCCUGUAUACUGCAAAUGAAUUCUUAGAGGAUCUGCCUUUGAACAAAUAAAGACUGAUGAUCUUGGAGCUGGAAGAUAUCAGAAGAAAAAUGUUACAAUGUUGCAAAAAAGAAAGAAAAGAAAAGAAAAAGGAGAGACUUUAUCAUAUGUUAAUAAUGAACUCAUCAAGAGAGUAGUGAGAAAACAUGGAAAUCAAAAGGCACAGAGAGACUGGAGUGCAUUGUAACUGUGCCAGGGAAAAGCACAUGAACAAGAUUACAGUACUCUUGAUAAAAGAUAAAGAAAAAUGUAAUCAGCUAUAACAAAACCAAUCACAAUUCUGUUUGAUUUAUAUUCUGUAUCUAUGAAAAAUAAAAUAGUUAAUUGUUUAAGACCCCA